UUGUGUAUAAAGCCACUGUUUGGACUUUCGAGUUCACGAUGCGCUCUUGCUUUUGCCUAGCCCGGAGGUACUUCGCCAUGACCUGGGAUGCACGCAUGAUGUUCGACGUAUGUCCCCAAAGUAUGAUGUUGUAAUUUUCCAACAUGAGAGGCUUCUUUGGGUUGUAUAAACUCGGCAAUCGGUGUUUGUUAUUGGCAUCUUCUGCUAAAAAUGUCAAUUAUGCGCAAGCAUCCUUCUGCCAAUGGAACAGACUCCAUGCAUUUGUUUUACAUGGCAAUGUGCGUUGUUGUACCACAAGCAGUUCUGUGAGGUUUUCAUGGGAAGGUUCCUCGUCUUUUGCCUCCCUGAUGAGCAAGCUUGAAGCUACUCUGAAGGAUGAUUCAGUGGAUGAAGCAUGGGAAGCUUUCAGUAAUUAUAGAAGGUUGCAUGGUUUUCCUCAGAAGAAUUUGCUAAACAGGAUGAUUAUGUUGAUGUCAUACUCAUCAAAUCCUUACUGGCUUCGCAAAGCAUAUGAAGUAGUCCUCGUGAUUCUUGAAGAGAAACCCUGUUUGUUGCAUCAUGAUCCUCUGACAAAGUUAGCUUUCACUCUUGUGAGAAGCCAAAUGCCCGUCCGAGCUGCCACAAUUAUAAGGAUCAUGUUGGAGAAUCGUAUGUAUCCUUCAGUGGAGGAUGUAUGGAACACCUUGUUCUUUCACCUUGUAAAGACAGAAGUAGGGUCCUACCUCGCAUCAUAUGUCUUGAUUGAGAUGUGUGAGCAUGUUUCACACCAUAAUGCUAAAGACAGAAGGGGAAGGCAGAAGAAGCUGAGCCUCCCCAAUUCUACAACUUUCAAUCUUGUGCUGAACUCUUGCAUGCAACAUGGUUCUGUAUUGAAGGCACAACAGCUGAUAGAGUUGAUGCCACAAAUGGGAGUUGUAGCUGAUGCAAAUUCAAUCAUAAUUAUUGCAAGGUUCUGUGAGAUGACAGGCCAGCGGGAUGAGUUAGUAAAACUAAAAAAGCAUGUUGAUGGUGUUUCUUCUCUGACUUUAAGUUGCCACUAUCAGCAGUUCUACGAUAGCUUGCUAAGCUUGCAUUUCAAGUAUAAUGAUCUUGACGCUGCUGCAGAGCUUAUGUUUGAGAUGUAUAAGCGUUUGGAUUUGCUUCCUUCAUCCAGUGGGAAAGGGAAAGGUAGUCACUUGCAAAGGCAGUCUCUUAUCCAAUUUGGAUCAAGCAACCUAAGGAUGGGAUUCCACAUUAUGGUGGAGCCUGAGCAUUUGUCAAACAACUUUGUCGUUGAGGCAAAAUGCUAUUCAGGUCUCAUUCUUUCUAGCAAUGGAAAACUUGUCCCCAGCAAGAAGGCUCUUGCAAAACUUAUUGACGGCUAUGUGAGAGAAAGAAAGGUGCGUAAAAUAUCAGACUUUUUAAUUAGAAUAGAGAAGGAAUUAGAUUCACAAGAAACUAAGUUGAGUUUUGAAGUGAUGGAUGCUUGUAUACAAUUGGGUUUGUUAGAGACCGCUCAUGAUAUUUUAGAUGAUAUGGAGUCAGCUGAAGUUUCUGUUAUACCCUGUAUAUAUGGUUCACUACUCAGAGAAUAUUGCAAACAAGAAAUGCUGGAUGAAGCUAAUGUGUUACUAAAACAAAUGAGAAAAGUAGAUUUCUUUGUAAAAUUGUCAAAUGUGAAUGUAAGCAUGCACGAAGUGAUUGCUGAAUCCUUGCGUCUCUUUGGGGAUGAUUAUGACUAUGUAAUAGGUUCAGUCAGGAAAUCAGAGUUGACUGAGCUGUUAGACAAAGAAAACAGGAGUGCAGAUCCACGGUCCUGCUUGCUUUAUGAGUUGAAUUCUUCCAUUCUUUUCUUCUGCAAGGCCAAGAUGAUGGAGGAUGCUAUGAGAACAUAUAAGCGAAUGGAACAGAGAUAUGUAUAUCCCACAGCACAGACCUUUAUCCAUAUAAUAAAUGGAUUUUCUUCGUUGAAGAUGUAUCGUGAGAUCAGUAUAGUGUGGGGAGAUAUCAAGCGGAAACUGGAAGAGGGGGUUUUAAUUCCAGAUAGGGACUUGUUUGAAUGUUUGUUGUGGAAUUUUCUUAGAGGAGGAUACUUUGAGAGAGUGAUGGAAACAAUUGAUUUUAUGAUUAAGCAUAAGAUGUUCAUUGACAAGUGGAAGUAUAAAAAAGACUUUCUGAAGCUUCACAAAGAUCUUUAUAAGAAUUUAAAAGCGUCACAUGCCAGAACAGAGGCACAGAGUAAAAGGCUUGAGCAUGUCCGCGCUUUUAGGAGAUGGGCCGGCAUCAAGAGGAACUUUCAAACAAAUUUUAGGAGGUACAAUGGAACACAUUAACUUUUGAUGAAAAUUGACCUUUUUGUUAUCUGACAUGCAUCUGAGAACC
Molecule: messenger RNA, 2361 nt
Organism: Dioscorea cayenensis subsp. rotundata (Guinea yam)
Lineage: Eukaryota; Viridiplantae; Streptophyta; Magnoliopsida; Dioscoreales; Dioscoreaceae
Product: pentatricopeptide repeat-containing protein At4g17616
Exons: 4
Coding region: 144-2312 (722 amino acids)
Molecular function (GO): protein binding
Source: RefSeq, a predicted model, not a curated record